AUGGCUCCUCCACCGCCCGCCAACCUGCCUCUGACCGAGAGGCUGCUGACUCUGGCCAAGACCCUGCAGUUCGCUUGGUUCGUCGGACACUUGACGCUCAUCCUGUGCAUCACGCGCUACUCGUUCUCGUGGAUCCGCAUGCACUACUAUACCCGCAUGGCCCAGCUGUCCUACCGUGUUGCCUUUAUCGCUGCCGCCGCCACAUACGGCAUUGUCGUCUACAAGACUCUGCGUGCCAGGACCAAGUCCAGGCAGGGCUUUGGCGGCCCUAUCGGCCUGCUCACCGAUGAGAAUGUGCAGUACUUGCUCAUGGCCUUGGUCUGGCUCUUCUCGCCCCAGUAUCCUCUCGCCAUGCUUCCCUACGGCAUCUACUCGGUCUUCCACGUUGCGACCUACACCCGCGCCAACCUGAUCCCCACCCUCUCGCCGCCCCAGCAGAUCGCCCCCGCGGCCGGUGCCUCCCCCAGCGCUAAGCCCCAGUAUGCACCUCACCCAGCUGCCGAGUCCAUCGGCAGCUUUGUCAAGGAGUACUACGACACCUCCAUGUCUGUUGUCUCCGGCCUCGAGAUUCUGCUCUGGAUCCGCCUCCUGCUUGCCGCCAUCUUCUUCCAGCGCCGGUCGUGGAUCCUGCUUGCUCUCUACACCACCUUCCUGCGAGCCCGCUUCUCUCAGAGUGUCCAUGUGCAGAACUCUUUCGCGCAGCUUGAGGCCCGUGUCGACAACUUGACGGGGGCUCAGGGCACUCCUCCGGCUGCCCGCCAGGUCUGGGACAGCAUCAAGGGCGGCGCGCGCCAGUUCCACUCUGUCACCGACUUCAACCGCUUCAAGGCCGGCUCUGCCCUCCCCAAAAAGUCCACUCUUUGCGAACAGUAUGAUGUGCACACUGUGGCGACAGCUGUACUCGACCUAUACAAGUUCAUCAAGACUCAUGCUAGCGCAACCUCCAAGUACUGGUUGGGGUCGCCAGUCCAACAAUUCCGAUCCCACGUGCCUCAGGGUCCCUCUGGACGAGGCCGCUGCCUCUUCUUCAUGACAUCGCUGCUGCGCCAGAUCGUGGCCGGUCCGCGUGCCAAGCAUGCCGAGACCGGUCUUGAUCUCUGCUAUGUCACCUCGGACCUCAUCGCAACCUCAGGUCCCUCGCAGACGUAUCCGCAGCGCGCCUACCGCAACCCGCUCGACCACCUCGUGGCGUACCUCGACUCCAAGCACGGCGACAACUGGGCGAUAUGGGAGUUCCGCGCCGAGGGCACGGGCUACCCGGACGAGGCCGUCUACGGGCGCAUACGGCACUACCCGUGGCCCGACCACCACCCGCCGCCCUUCCGGCUCGUGCCCAUGAUCGUGGCGAGCAUGCGCAACUGGAUGGCCGGCGGGGACCUGCACGGGCCCAUGGUCGAAGACGUCGACGACGAGCCGGCGCGGAACAAGGGCAAGGGCAGCGGACGGGUGAUCGUGGUCCACUGCAAGGCGGGCAAGGGCCGCUCCGGCACCAUGGCUUGCAACUACCUCAUCUCGCAGCGCGGGUGGACGCCGCAGGACGCCCUGGAGAGGUUCACGUCGAGAAGGAUGCGGCCCAGCUUCGGCUCGGGCGUGUCGAUCCCCUCGCAGCUGCGCACGAUCAGCUAUGUGGACAGGUGGACGCGGCACGGCAAGAAGUACGUGGACCAGGAGGUCGAGAUCGUCGAGAUACACGUCUGGGGGCUCAGGAACGGCGUCAAGGUGUCGGUGCAGGGCUACGUUGAGGAGGGCAAGAAGAUCCACAAUUUCCACACGUUCAAGUCGGACGAGCGCUACGUCAUCGAGGGCAACGCGCCGGGGGGCGGAGGCGUGCUCGACAUGGUGACGGACAUGGCUGGGUAUGUGGCUCCUCUCGAGGGAGACGCCGAGAUUGCAGAGCACGCCGACUACGAUGCCAUCGCGGAGAACAAGACCGAUUCCAAAGACAAGGACAGCGAGAGCAGCAGCAAGACGGAGUCUAAAAGCGACCUGCCGACGCGGACGAAAUCGAAGAAGCUCGACAAGGCGGCGGGAAUCAUGCGCAAGCUGUCCAAAUCUAAGAAGCGCGACGACAGCCUGCCGCCUAAGAGGGGCAAGACCAUCGACACGUCGCAUUUGCCAGCCGGAUCGGCCGCCUCACUCAACUCGAGCGCCAGCGCCUCUGCUUCCGGGGGCUCAGGGCCGGGGCAGUCGCAGACAAACCUUUCCAGCGCCGGCAGGACCAACACGUUCGCGGCGUCUGACGAGCCAGGCGGGCAGGCCGUCAUCUUCAAGGCCGUCACGCCCGUGCGAGUGCCCAACGGCGAUGUCAACAUCGACCUCGAGAGGCGGACGAGGCCGCCCGCAGCCAUGGGUCUCACGAUGGUCACGUCGGUCGCUCACGUAUGGUUCAACGCCUUCUUUGAGGGCAACGGGCCCGAGCAGGACGGCAAGCCAGACACGAGCGGGGUGUUUGAGAUCGACUGGGACAAAAUGGACGGCAUCAAGGGGAGCAGCAGGCGGGGCACGAGGGCGGCGGACCGGAUCGCCGUGGUCUGGAGGGUCGCCGGCACGGGCGAGUCCGCCGAGGAGGCGCAGCGCGAGGGCCUGCCUAAGCUACGGGUGGAAGACGAGCCGGCGGAGGGGCAGCCGGUGCCGCAGAUGAAGGCGGCGGACUGGAAGGGCGCGAACCGCGAGGACAACACGGGCGAAGACACGGGGCAGAAGAAGCUGGGCCUCAGGGUCACGUCGCCCGACAGCGCCGACGUGAGCGCUGCGAGCAGCAUCACUGGGCCGCCUGAGGAGGACGACAGCGGUAGGGGGGCUGGCAAGGAGGGCGAUGAGGAUUCGCUCAAGGGUGUCAAAACGAGCGGGCCGGAGGGCGGAGUACUGAAGGUUGACGAGGGUGCGGAGGAGAAGGACAAGGGCGGCGAUGCCUCAAAGACAGCGAAGAAUGGGUUCAUCAUAGAGUAA
Molecule: messenger RNA, 2949 nt
Organism: Thyridium curvatum
Lineage: Eukaryota; Fungi; Ascomycota; Sordariomycetes; Thyridiales; Thyridiaceae
Exons: 7
Coding region: 1-2949 (982 amino acids)
Biological process (GO): cell motility; negative regulation of cell population proliferation; regulation of phosphatidylinositol 3-kinase/protein kinase B signal transduction
Cellular component (GO): plasma membrane; cell projection; cytosol
Molecular function (GO): protein tyrosine/serine/threonine phosphatase activity; phosphatidylinositol-3,4,5-trisphosphate 3-phosphatase activity; protein tyrosine phosphatase activity
Source: RefSeq, a predicted model, not a curated record